Messenger RNA from Talaromyces marneffei, 705 nucleotides. RefSeq lists its product as uncharacterized. Lineage: Eukaryota; Fungi; Ascomycota; Eurotiomycetes; Eurotiales; Trichocomaceae. The record is from RefSeq and is a predicted model, not a curated record. Bases 1 to 705 code for a protein of 234 amino acids. The transcript has a single exon.
AUGGCUUCUCCUCAAGAUGAUAUCCUCAUCGAAGCGAUGAGAACAUACAUGGAAAUCUGCAUGUCCGGCCACGACCCCUCGCACAACCCAGCGCAUGUCCAUCGCGUAGUGUCUCUGGCGCUCCGCAUCUACGCCAGCGAAGUCGCACUUCACCAAGACACAGCGAGCACAAAAUACAACAAAACCAUCAUUACUCUCUCUGCACUCCUCCACGACAUAGGAGACCACAAAUACUUACCCAAAGACACCAACAAUUCAACGACAGAUCCCAAAAAACUCGUCUACAACGCACUAAUAUCCCACGGCGCAGAUGAGAAUCUCGCCUCUCGCGUGCAAACCAUAGUCAACAACGUUUCGUACACAAACGAGACACGCAAUCCUGAACAUGUUCAGUCCCUAAUCUCGACACCGGGGUAUCAUGAGUUAGCGAUAGUGCAAGAUGCGGAUCGGUUAGAUGCCAUUGGCGCAGUGGGGAUUGCGCGUACGUUUACGUAUCUCGGUUCUCAGGGAGAAAAAAGAAAAGAAAAACCAGACCAAAAGCUGUGGGAGCUGGAGGAGUCGAUUGAGCAUUUUGGGGAGAAGUUGGAGAAAUUGGAGGGGAUGAUGAAGACGGAAACCGGGAAAGAGAUUGCGAGGGAGCGGACGAGAAGGCUGAAAGUUUUCAAGGAGUGGUGGGUUGAUGAGACUGCCCCGUUUAAUUCUUAA